Molecule: messenger RNA, 3222 nt
Organism: Penicillium longicatenatum
Lineage: Eukaryota; Fungi; Ascomycota; Eurotiomycetes; Eurotiales; Aspergillaceae
Product: mediator of RNA polymerase II transcription subunit 14
Exons: 2
Coding region: 1-3222 (1073 amino acids)
Biological process (GO): regulation of transcription by RNA polymerase II
Cellular component (GO): mediator complex; core mediator complex
Molecular function (GO): transcription coregulator activity
Source: RefSeq, a predicted model, not a curated record
AUGCCCGGUGUCAUUAUGGAGAAUGCCGGUGUUGAUGGAUCUUUGCGACAGUCUGGUCUUAAUGACACGACAAAUGGCGCACCGAGCCACGACAAAUCCCAUCAGCUCCCUGCUCCCAUAAACGGGCCGGUCCAUGUGAAUGGCAUGAGUAAGGAUGUCACGGCUUUGAGUCAAACUUCAAAAACGGCAGCCCAAAGCAUGGAUCGCCCCGCAACGGCAUUUGAGCUACCACAUAUCACUCAAGGUUUCUUCCCAUUCGGUACACUUGUGAACCGAGCAGCGCAACAAUGUUGGAUUGAUCUCUCAGAGUUGGUGACGGAGUUGGCUUCAGUAUCAGUCUCCUCUGAAACAUCCUCUCUUCCAGCUGCGAAUGGGAAGCCUCUGGGGAAUCAGUCUGUGGAAAAUGUGAACAAGAAAGUACGAAUCUUAGACUUUGCACACGCUAAGAGGGCCGAAUUCAUCAAGCUCCUGGUUCUCUCACAAUGGAGUCGCCAGGCCACGGAGGUUAGUCGGCUCAUUGAUAUUCAAGGCUUCAUUCGCGCUCGACAUCAAGCGUAUCUCUCCGCGGUUCAAUAUGUUGGUGAGAUGAAGCGAGAUCUCGUUCGAGCGCAGGUAGCCAAUCCAGAUCUCAAAACUGCUUUAGAGGUUCUCUCCAAGGGCCGGGUAGUGACUCUUCCAGAUCUUGGCUACAAGCCUCCCAAACCUUUAACCGCAAGGGCGACUUUGAAAAAACUACACAAAAUCAAUCGUAUCAUCAGCGUGCGGUUGGCAUUAUAUGAUCAAGUACCGCCUCCAUUGCGGAACUAUCGUGUCCAUGACGGUCGCGUAACAUUCACCGUACCUGGAGAAUUUGAACUUGAUCUUUCGGUUGCAGAAGAGGCAAACACAUCCCAAUUCUUCUUCGUGGACAUCCGUUUCCUUUUUUCACCAUCUUCUCCUAUUCCGAAAGGGAGAAUCUUCGACCAGCUUGAUGCUAAAAUCAACGAAAUAUUACAUACUGAUGGCUUGAUGGGAUGCUUUGAUUUUCUUCAUGGUUUGGUAUUGACCAACAAAAUCAACACGCUUUUUAAACAGGCUGCAGACCUUGCUCGGGGUCUAUGGUUAGAUGCAUUGCGCAUUGAGCUUCUUCGUCGGACACUGGUUGUUCAGUACUGGCCAGCAAGGGCCGGGCCAAAGAGCUGGCUAGAGAUCGGUGUUCAAAGAGGCCUGCGAAACAAUGUGAUGGAUAGUCCGAGCAACAAAGUUCCUCGAAUAGGGCUUCGUUGGAUGCGGGAUGGUCAGCAGGCAAACAGCAAUGCUGUCCAUUUCGAUUCCAAUGAGCUUUCCAUGGAGCGCCUUCUGCGAAGCGUCAUCGCCUUGCACACCUCACAUUUGCUCUCCACCGCGUAUGCCGCCCUGAAUAAAAGCCUACUUUUCUCCAAUCACGUGCUUUCAUUACGUGCCCAAUUAUCCUCUACAGAACCUGGCGAAUGCCACCUUGAUGUACAACUAACAUCAUCUCGUUCUCUUCGGGUUUCUGUCGAACCUUUGUCGGGGACGAUCACACUGUCUGGUGCGCCAAUGGCAUUAGAUCGCCUUGAGCCCGAGCGACAUUCCAAUAAGUCGGCAAUUGACGAACUUCUAACGCGUGUUGCCCGUCUGCGAUGUGCCACUGCGAUUGAGGAAAUCGAAUGUGGCACUAAAGCUCUCGGCUUAGAGAAUGUUGAUCAAAGAGGCUUGGGGCUUGACAUUCGUCGCCUGUUUCCUUUAAACACUAUGCGUUCUGCCUUUUUCACCCACCCCCUUUGGGACCGUCGUUGGGUUGUUGCGGCCACGAGUAGUAUGGAUGGCGAUAGCUGGUGGUUGGUUCAACUUCGUUCUGCGGAGUCGAAUAACACGUCGCCUGCCCACCCAGUCAGUACCACUCUAAUGUCCACACAACGACAGUUCGACUACCUGGCAUGCGCAGAAUUACUGCAUGCUCUGACAGGCAUGUUGGCAAUCUAUGCUAAUGCCCGGUUCUUGGCAGAAAUCCCCGACUCGCACUUUUAUCCUUCUCUGAAGGGAUUGCAGCUGGGUUCAGAUCUUCAAGUACCGGACAUGAUUUUUCGCUACAAGCCAGCCGCACUUCCUUCCUCUUUUCGAAUAGCAUUGCCUGCUGGGAUAGACCAGGGUUCCUAUUUGCAGGAUACUGUACGUCUCUCGUUCCAUGGAGUUGACCGUCAGAACCAGUCAGCUGUUCUUGUGGCCUAUGGUGGUCUCCGAUAUCGUGUCAACUCCCUUCUUUCACUGAUAUCCAAGGCGAAUCCCUCAAUUCUCAUGCAAAACAAAGGUUCCGGAUUUGCCCUCCGCUUGCUCGUCCCGGCUGGGACUUCCAUCAUGGUUAGCCUGUUUGAACGCCUGCAACGGUUUGACUGCGUUCUUUCAAUCCUCCAGUCUUUGAUACAGCAGGGAAUGGAACCCCGGUCAUUAUCUCUCUCCCAGGUUGCAUUCUUGUACGGACCCGACCAGAAGUUUGCUGCUCGGUUUGACAUUGAUGUUUCUUCACCUUCACUUUCCGAUUGCGUUGACGCACCUCACGCUGUGUUCAAUACCGAUCCAAUAUUCCGCCGACAUCUGAAGGUCAAUUUCGACAGCCCCAGUCCUCAUCGUCGCAUUCAGGAACCACUUACCGUGGCUUUAAACCAUCGUUUCUCGGAGACGGGCGUGGACUCAAUUCUUGGGUUCAUGACCGACACUUUUCCACUCUUACAGUGUCUGGAUCAACUCACUAGAGCCCUUCCGACGGAAUCCUCAACCGUACAUGUCAUUGCACGCAGUCCGAUGGUCUUCCAAUUCCAUUACCCUCGACUGAACUAUCGAUUUCGGUUAUCUGCACGCCCCAGGCAAGGCCGUAGGGUGUGGCUACUUGAAGAUUCUAAUCGGUCUAACUCGCCUGAAGACAGCCAUUCCGCAAGUACGGUUAAAGACAAAAUCUACAACUCGAAAGGCGAUGGCUGGCAGGGAAUGGGCGAUGGCGCUGUUUCUUCCCUUGAAAAAAUUGGCAAUCUCCUUUGCGAGUUGCAUUCAUCUUUGAGCGCAUGCCCCCCUGAGCCCAUGCAAACAAUCGAAAGGCAAGGCGAGCAGGCUAGCACAGCUGAGCAACAUUCACAAGGACACGCUGUGAUUAAUGCCAACCUAGAAAUUGCGUCACCUCAAAAAACAGAUAUCCGGGGCAAUGCCGAUGUCAUUACGAUUGACUAA